AUGUUCUUGGAGAAUCCAUCAUCUGAACACCUUGUAUUGCCUGAGUUUCCUGGUGGAGCUGAAACAUUUGAGUUGGUUGUUGAGCUGUGUUAUUGCAUCAGACGUCCUCUCAAUGUUUCCACAAUUGUUCCUUUCCUAGCUGCGGCUAAUUAUUUAGAGUUGGUGUCUGAGGAUGCUCUUACUCAACAAGCAACAUACUUCCUUGAACAAGAAGAAUUUUACAAGAAUUGGGAAACAUGUGCUGCUGUGUUGCUAUCUUGCCAGCAUCCCAAGGUUCUGGAGUACGCCAAGACAUGCGAAAUUCUACCAACAUGUGUGCGCACCAUUAAGUCCACCUCUAAACGCUAUUUUCGGAAGAGGCAAGUAUUUGAAGCAAGUUCUUCAUCACAAGUUGAAGUAGACGAUGUAGACAAUGAGGAGAAGAAAAGAUUCCUGGAACAACUUGCUGUUUUGCUUCCGAAGAAUGCGUGGAGUGGCUUGAGUCUUGGAUUUAUUCUUAUUCCCGAUCUUCACGAAGUUGCUCCAGAAGCUGUGUAUACUCUAGACAUCACCACCUUCCAGCACAUUGUCAGCUUCUACCUCCAUAAGCAUGAGGAUGUUAGCACAAUAGCUAAUCUUGUUGAUGAUUACCUGAACAAGAAUGCUGCUAAUGAUGUGGUGUCGGUGGCUCAAUUUCAAGGAUUAGCAGACUCAGUCCGGCAUGCUAGAUCCGUGGACGACAAUCUCUAUUUUGCUAUUGAUAUGUAUCUACAGACACAUCCAUCCUUGGCUGAAUGGGAGAAAGAGAAGAUAUGUCAAUCUUUGAAUUGCCAAAAUCUUACUUCUGAAGUUCAGAACCAUGCAACCAAACGUCGUGUCUUGUCUUUAAGAGCAAUUGUUGAGCUUUACUCUCUCAACAAUCAGGAGCUCAAACAUGAAGUUCAAGAGAAUAAGAGGAGGAUUUCUGCUCUUGAGAACACAGUUGACAAUCUAAGUAAAGAGGUGGAGAAGUUGGGCAGUGGGAAGUCAAAAGGAUGGACAAGCCUAUCUAAGAAACUUGGCUUCAACAAGAACCUGCAGGUGUGUACUACAAGUCAGGAUGCGGUGCAUAACCCAAAUCCUAUGAGGAGGGACAAUCUGGACUCCUCUGAGCAAUGA
Messenger RNA from Fragaria vesca subsp. vesca, 1137 nucleotides. RefSeq names its product BTB/POZ domain-containing protein At3g50840-like. NCBI's taxonomy places the organism in Eukaryota, Viridiplantae, Streptophyta, Magnoliopsida, Rosales, Rosaceae. Bases 1 to 1137 code for a protein of 378 amino acids. The record is from RefSeq and is a predicted model, not a curated record. The transcript is spliced from 3 exons.